AAAAUAUCACGGUGGAGCCAGUGCUUUUUCUUUAUAUGCCCGGCAUUUUUAUGUCAUUCCCCCUUGUGCAGCAGCGUGCUUUCCAGAAGAUAUGCAAUGCAGAAUAUGACACCGAAUCUUGCAGUAACCUCACCACCUCACAGGAAAAUUUUGUUCACAAGAAGACCUCGAAAUGGAUUUUAUAUCAGUCUGUGUCUUCGAUGCUUCCUUCCAUUGCAGUCUCUCUGAUCCUCAGUUCCUGGUCAGGUAAAGUCGGCGGUAAGACUGUGCUCAUUCUACCGUCCAUUGGGAGUGUUCUGCUUUACAUUAAUUACAUGCUGAAUGUGGGUUUUUUCUCACUGAAUGUUGAUUGCCUACUUAUUGAGUCGUGCAUCUCGGGUUUCUUUGGUGGAUUCGCCACAGCAUUUCUUGGUGUCUUCUCGUACAAAUCUGAUAUAACUGAUGAAUCCCAGCAUACGACGAGAGUAGCUGUGUUGGAAUCCAUGAUUUUCUCGGGAGGUACUGUCUGUAACCUUAUUGGGGGAGUUCUUGUAGAGCAUGGUGGCUACAUGGCGGCCUUUGGUCUGUGCUUAGGCUUAAAUGUUCUGAUAAUAGCUUACGUCGGUCUCAUUCUUCCUGAGUCUUACUUUCCUGAUUCAAAUCAGCAAGAAAACUGGGCUUUGGUAGCAGUACACAAUCACAUCAAGGCAUCAUUCAAAGUCUGAACUAAAGAACGACCUCAACACCGAAGACUAACUUUGCUGGUUAUCAUGUUUGGAAUGUUGGCUUUA
Messenger RNA from Stylophora pistillata, 770 nucleotides. RefSeq names its product proton-coupled folate transporter-like. NCBI's taxonomy places the organism in Eukaryota, Metazoa, Cnidaria, Anthozoa, Scleractinia, Pocilloporidae. The record is from RefSeq and is a predicted model, not a curated record.